CCCCAAUCCAAGGUGGGGUGGCUGAUGAACAAGGGGGCCAUCAGGGAGGACCCCUUCAGCCAGGGGUCCCUGGCCCACCACAGCUGCAAACAUGGGACUCGAUGAGUUGGAAGAAGUCCCUUCCAAUCCGGCGUAUCCCAUGACUCCGCGACAGCCGGCUGCCAGGGCCAGACGUUACCUGGCAACAAGCGACACCACAAACACAGGCACGUGCGACCGGGGCUCAGGAAGGCAGAGGAAGAGGCGGAAGGAGGCUGCUAGCUGCCCACAUUCCUAGCUGCAGCUUCCUUCCGAGCACAGAGGAAGGACAGGUGCUGUGUUUUCGGGCAGAGCAGCAGCCAUGGCCUCAGUCAGCCUGUUACAGCUGCUGGAUGACGCCAUCGGGACGCCCGAAGUCAAUGUUAACUUGGAGGCGCUCCGCAAACUGCUGAAGGUCAUAUUGGGACACCUGAGCCUGCUGGGUCUGCAGGACGUGAUCCCCCAGGAGGGGGCCCAGGAAGCCUCGCCUGCCCCGGGGCAGAGCCAUCCCGCCACAUCACGCACCGGUCCGCCAGAGGAGGAGGGCGGGACCGGCACGGAGGCUGGAGCAUGGGACACAGGGCAGCCGUCCCAGCUGCCAGGGGAGCAGCCGCCCGAGAAGGAUGAGGUGCAGGGGACCAGGAGCGGCUCUCCUGUCACCUCGAUGGUUGCCGACAUGGGACAGAUGGAGAAAACUGAAGCCAAAGAGAGUGGCAUCUCUAAGGCCGCUGCUCUCUCCCAGGAGCCCCACAAGGAGAUGGCUGGGAUUAGGACUGUGCAGUCCAUCAUGGGAAAGGAAAUUCAGAGGAUCAAGGAGGCACUUGGCCAGACCACAGAUCUCUGCAAGGAUCUCCAUAAGGAGAUCAAUGAGAUGAAGGCCACACAAUCCCGCAUGGGAGAAGGCAUCCGGAUGAUCCAGGAAGCACUUGGCCAGGUCCUGACUGCAGUCCCUCUCCAGGGGAACCUCCAGGAUGCUGCUGGCCAGCCACUUGUCCUCCACGACCAGCCUGCCCCUGCCAAGCCCCACACUUCGGACAUGGACAAGCUGGGGCAGAGCCCUGGUACCCAGAGCACCACCCCUGGGAUGCAGACAGGGACCCCCAGUGCCCAAAGUGGCACCACUGGGACACAGCCUGGUUCCCAAGAAGGCCUUCCAGCUACGGAGAGCAUUAUCAGAGACCCAUCUGAGCUCCAGGGCCAGAUGUCCACCCUGCAGAACCUGGCCAGAGAUCUGCAGGGUGAGAAGGAAAAGAUCAGACAGCUGCAGGAUGCCCUUGGAAAGCUGGAUGUGACUGUAGCCAAGUGCGAAGUGGAUGGCACCAACAAGAUCCCCCUACAGCUGGAGUCUGCACUGCAGGAGAUUAAGCAGGAGCAGAAGGAGCUGAGAGAGGAGCAGAAGAUUACCAAGGCCACACUGAAGCAGCUGGUCACAGCUGACCAGCUUCAGGAGCGGCUGAAUGAGUUGAGGGCAAUGAUGGAGACUGUGGGUCAGCAGCAGGGAGAGUCACAGGCAGUGUGCCCCGACAGCAGCUCAGACAUCAAGCUUGUGAGGAAGCUCCUACACCGCUGUGAAAGGCUCCAGCAGCAGGUGGACUCUCUGGUGCCACACCAGGUGCAGAGGUCACUGCCACAGGAAACCCAGGAUGAGGAGCUGCUAAAGAGCAUCCAGGCCACUGUUGUGCGGGUGGAAGGGGACUGCGAGCAGCUUGGCUAUGUCACAGGGAGCCUCCGGGAUGACCAUCGCCAGCAUCAGAAAGAUAUCGAGGCUCUGUUCCGGUCCCUGGAGGGUCUUGAGAAGAAAGCAGACAAGGAGGACCUGCUGUUGCUGAAAGUGGACAAAGCUGCCCUGGGCAGCAAAGUCAGUUGCGCCCAUUUUGAUGCGAGCAUGGAGCGUCUGGAGGAGAGGAUGCGGGAGUUGCUGAGACGGGUGUUAGGUCAGGAGCAGCGCUGGCAGGAGGCCCAGCAGCGGUUCAGUGAUGCCCUGGACUCCAAGCUGGAUCGCCUGGAGCUUGGGCCUUUCCGGAAGCAGCUAGAGGAUACCUGGGCAAGGAUCAUUAAAGAUCUCAAGGAUGAGUUGUCGGUAGAGAUUGAUGACGCUGCUGGAAUUAAGCAGCGGCUGCUGGUCCCUUACAAGUGCCUGUCCUGCGACCGGCAGCUCAACAUGCAUGUGCCUGGCCCGCACAUUGACACACUGCCGCUCUUUCCACCGCUGCCUGGCAGCCACACUGCACACCCCUCUACCAUCACCACAGAGGAGCAAGCACAACAGCACGGUCACAGGAAGCUGGUCAAUAGCAAGUUCCUCAAGUCGCAGAGCUGCAAGGGUCAGGACACAUCCAGUGCACCACUCAAGGCUGUCCUACACCUCUCCAAAAAGCCUGGCAUGACUGAGCUGCUGGGUAUGGAUGACCACAUGGAUCAGGGCCAGGAGCACAGGCCUGAGGUGGCAAAGAGGGCACAGGAUAAGCUAGGCCCCACCACCUUAGCAGAGCACCAGACAGCUUCUGACCUCAAACACUGAUCCCGGGCACUGCAGCAUUUGCUGCAAAUCCAGUCCCCCUGGAUGGAGCCAGCAGCAAAGCAGCUAGCUGGGACUGGAUGCUUGGAGCCCUGCAUGAAGAAAAGACUGGGACAGCUGCCCAAAGAGAUUUCUUUUCAAGCUAAUAAAAAAAAUGUAACCUGCUGUGUUUGA
Molecule: messenger RNA, 2710 nt
Organism: Vidua chalybeata
Lineage: Eukaryota; Metazoa; Chordata; Aves; Passeriformes; Viduidae
Product: glutamine-rich protein 2-like
Exons: 16
Coding region: 341-2539 (732 amino acids)
Source: RefSeq, a predicted model, not a curated record